AUGCUUUCCCGAGGAUCCGCCCGCACUGCGCAGAUUCUGCGCACCGCGCAGCCCGCGCGCGCCUACGCCACGGUCGGCUCUGACAUCUUCAAGCCCACCAAGUUUGGCGGCAAGUACACGGUCACCCUGAUCCCCGGUGACGGUAUCGGUGCCGAGGUCGCCGAGAGCGUCAAGACCAUCUUCAAGGCCGAUAACGUCCCCAUUGAGUGGGAGCAGGUUGAGGUCUCCGGCCUCAACACCAACACCCCCCAGAAGACCGAGGACCUCUUCCGCGAGUCCGUCGCCUCCCUCCGCCGCAACAAGCUCGGCCUCAAGGGUAUCCUGCACACCCCCAUCGAGCGCUCCGGCCACCAGUCCUUCAACGUCGCCAUGCGCCAGGAGCUCGACAUCUACGCCUCCAUCUCCCUCAUCAAGAACAUCCCCGGCUACCAGACCCGCCACGAGGGUGUCGACCUCGCCAUCAUCCGUGAGAACACCGAGGGCGAGUACUCUGGCCUCGAGCACCAGUCCGUCCCCGGCGUCGUCGAGUCUCUCAAGAUCAUCACCCGCGCUAAGUCGGAGCGCAUCGCAAAGUUCGCCUUCAACUUCGCCCUCGCCAACAACCGCAAGAAGGCCAUCUACGGCGUCAUUGCCGACGGCAAGGUCCGCACUCGUGACAUGGGCGGUGAUGCCACCACCCACCAGUUCACCAAGGCCAUCCUCGACAAGAUGGACACCUUGUAA
Messenger RNA from Colletotrichum spaethianum, 723 nucleotides. Its product is annotated as isocitrate dehydrogenase [NAD] subunit 1, mitochondrial. Lineage: Eukaryota; Fungi; Ascomycota; Sordariomycetes; Glomerellales; Glomerellaceae. The coding region runs from base 1 to 723 and encodes 240 amino acids. Gene Ontology annotation, molecular function: isocitrate dehydrogenase (NAD+) activity. Gene Ontology annotation, cellular component: mitochondrion. Gene Ontology annotation, biological process: isocitrate metabolic process; tricarboxylic acid cycle. The record is from RefSeq and is a predicted model, not a curated record. The transcript has 4 exons.